Messenger RNA from Choloepus didactylus (southern two-toed sloth), 2560 nucleotides. RefSeq names its product S-methyl-5'-thioadenosine phosphorylase-like. Gene Ontology annotation, cellular component: cytosol. Lineage: Eukaryota; Metazoa; Chordata; Mammalia; Pilosa; Megalonychidae. Gene Ontology annotation, biological process: nucleoside metabolic process. The transcript has a single exon. The record is from RefSeq and is a predicted model, not a curated record. Gene Ontology annotation, molecular function: S-methyl-5-thioadenosine phosphorylase activity.
ACUAAUGCUAAAUCAAUUCAAAAAGUUUAGGGAAGAUAUGGCAAAAGAGAUGAAGCAUAUAAUGAAAACACCGGGCGAACAUAAGGUAGAAAUCGAAAGUUCAAAAAAAACAACUGGCAGGCUUACCCCAACGCGCUGUUUGGCGGUCGCCUCCGCCCUGGCACAGCUCCUUCCUCCCACGGACAUGGCCCCAGGCGCCGCCACCAUAGCCAUGAAGGUUGGAAUAAUUGGCGGAACAGGCCUGGAUGAUCCAGAAAUUUUAGAAGGAAGAACCGAAAAAUAUGUGGAUACUCCAUUUGGCAAGCCAUUCGAUGCCUUAAUUUUGGGGAAGAUAAAAAAUGUUGAUUGUGUCCUUCUUGCAAGGCACAGGAGGCAGCACACCAUCAUGCCUUCAGAAGUCAACCACCAGGCGAACAUCUGGGCCUUGAAGGAGGAAGGCUGAACUCACAUAGUAGUGACCACAGCUUGUGGCUCCUUGAGGGAGGAGAUUCAGCCCAGCGAUAUGGUCAUCAUUGAUCAGUUCAUCAACAGGACCACCAAAAGGCCUCAGACUUUCUAUGAUGGAAGUCAUUCCUGUGCCAGAGGAGUGUGCCAUAUUCCAGUGGCUGAACCAUUCUGCCCUAAAACGAGAGAGGUCCUCAUAGAGACUGCCAAGAAGCUAGGACUCCGGUGUCACUCAAAGGGGACAGUGGUCACAAUUGAGGGACCUCGUUUUAGCUCCUGCGCAGAAAGCCUCAUGUUCCGUGCCUGGGGGGCAGACGUUAUCAAUAUGACCACAGUUCCAGAGGUGGUUCUUGCUAAGGAAGCAGGAAUUUGCUAUGCAGGUAUUGCCAUGGCAACAGAUUACGAUUGCUGGAAGGAGCACGAGGAAGCGGUUUCAGUGGACAAGGUCUUAAAGAUCCUGAAAGAAAAUGCAAAUAAAGCCAAAAGCUUACUCCUCACUACCAUACCCCAGAUAGGGUCCAUGGAAUGGUCAGAAACCCUCCACAUGCUGAAGAAUGUGGCCCAGUUUUCUGUUGUAGUACCAAGACAUUAAAAUAACGUGGCUGCCCAGGAGAAAAGAAGGCUUUGUAAUUCUAGUCACUUUAGGAAUUCCUGCUUAACUCGAAAGCAGCUUUCUUGCCCUUGCCCACUGAGGAAGAACGUGUGAUACGAAAGAUAAGAAACUGCACAUAUUAGCAACUCCUCCUACAGGAUUUGGGCUGCUUCAAAAAACAGAAGAAAAACAAAUGACCAGGAAACAGCUGGGAAAAUCUUACAACUUGGAGAACAGACAAGAGGUAGAUCACCCCCCAUCUCUCCUGUGCACACAUAAAUUUGCAACAGUAAAAUGAGGAGGAGUUUUCCAUAUUGCCAAGGAAUAUGAAGAAGAAAUUAGACUCUCUCGCUGUUGGUGUGACCGUAAAUUGGUACAGUCUUUUCUGCAGAGAAAUUUGGUAAAACAUAUCAAGAGGCUUACAAAUAUUUAUACCCUUUGAACUGGUUAUUCCUAGGAAUUUAUCUUUAAAAAGUUAUCAAAGAUACAUACAGAGAAUUAUAUGGAAAGAAGGAUGUUCAAUUUAGUGUUAGUUAUAAUAGCAGAAAUUCAAAACAAUCUGAAUAUCCAACAAUUGAAAUAAAUAAUGAUCUAGCUAUAAUAGAUUUUAAAGCAGCCAGCUGAAGAUCACAUUUUCAGAAAAUAUUUAAUGUCCUAAAGAUAUGGUUGCUUUGUAAUCUGAAGUGGGAAAGGGAUAUGUAAACAUUUUACAGUAUUAAGUUUGGUUUACAUUUCUAUGUAUCCAUACAAAAGGAUUAGAAAGAAAUCUAUAUAUAUAUAAUCUUUUGUUACUGGAUUUGAGGAAGGCAUACUGGAUAAUUUUUAUUUUCUUUACAUUUUUCUGUAUCUUCACAUUUUUCUACGUUGACUAUAAGCAAAUAAUAAAGUUGUUUGUUUUAGAAAUAAAAAUGGACUUAAAGCUAGAUCUUGAAUACACAGUUUCUUGUAAUGAAGCAACAUUUGAGACAGUACUACUAAGAUUGCUACAUCUUUAUGUCAUUAAAAAAGAGUCUCAUUAAUGACUAUAUAAUCAGCUUGAGUUUGUAACAGCUUCCUCAGAAAAACUGGGUGUUUAAUACUGAGUUAGUCUAAAAGUUAAACUACUUAAUAGACUGCAUACACACCUUAUAGUGUGUCAGGUAUUUUUAAAAUUAAUAUUUGACUUGUUUCUACUCCUUUCAUGAGCUGAAUUUUACAUGAAUUGGUGAUUUUUUUUAGAUAAAAAAAGAUAAAGUGGAAGCUUGCUUUCAACUGUUUAUUGUUAAUUUUAUAGGAAUGCUUUUUGUUUUUGUUGAAAGUUUUCUAUCACAAGGAAAUCUUAUUAUUUUCUCCUUCAGAAUUAUUAUUUUACUUUUUACUGUUGUCUGUUGCAGGGUAAUGGUGAUGUUCUUUUGUCAACCUAAAAAGCCUGUAAAGUCAAUGUGUUUCUAUGCGAUUGUCUUCAGGAUAAUAAGUGUCAAGUGUCAAUUUUCAACAAUAAAAUAAACCAGAUACCCCUCUGGAAAAAAAAAAAAAAAAACAACU